AUGCGGCUCAUCCACCUUUCUACUGUUCUUUCACGAUCCUCUACAGGUCUCCUGUCACACAUACAGGACAUCUCCCUUCGACAUGCUGGCCAAGGACACACCCUGCUUUUCGCGCUUUCCGCCAACUUUCCUCUUGCAGAGGACCUGCAGGAGGUCGUCAGUCGCCUCACCAAGUUCAACGACGUCGCUAGUGGAGACACAGGAAGAGGGCAUACGAUAGGGUGUCUCACCGAUUCAUAUGUCAACUGCGAAUUCCCGUUCUUCAGGCAGUCGAAAGAUGCCCUAUCUUGCGCAAUUGCCAUCCUGGACUCUACGUAUUCCGUGCCAUUUUACUCGAAUUUACGGGGUCGGGUUCAGCCUCAAGUGGGCCGUUGGCAUUCAUUUCGGAAGACCGAUGAAGACGCGAUUAGGACAACGGAGGGCAUGGAGACAUCUUCGGAGACAAAUUGGGAGGAGGUUUGGAGUCGAUCUACGGCUUCUCGAGGAGAAUGGAGAGAAAAACUUCCCCAUGUUCUACGUUCAGUGGCCCCUGAUAUUCAAACUCUUUUGCAUUUCUCAAACCCUCAUCCUGAUGAUUUCACACAAACCCUGACACACAACCUUCCCCGUUCUACUACUCUCGGUCUCAUCGCUGCUCCAACCAACUUUAUCACCGGCAGGGAUGUGACCUUAUUCUUCGACGGCAAGAUCUACAGCGAGGGUUCAGUGGGAGUUGCUCUGCUGAAAGACCAAAAGACUCGAACGAAGACGGACUUCUUAGGUGUAAAACGGCUGUCAGGACCCAUGACGGUGACGAGUAUGGAAGGCAACAUGGUCAACGCCUUAAACUCCUCAAAUCCGACCCAACUGCUACUUCGCGGCAUUGAAGUGGCUGGGCUCUCUCCUUCUAUAUCGACCACCUUCAAAGAAGAUGAACAAUUUGCCCUUGGUGUCGUAGGACCCUCCGGCGAGAUAUCUCACACCUACAAAAUCACCGCUGGAGACCCGAAGAGCCGAGGAGGCAGCAUCUCGCUGGACGCGUUCCGUGCACCAGCAGUUGGUACGGUUGUGCAGUUCCUCCAUCGCUCCUCGAACAAACCCAUGCAACUACCGAACGCCCUGGCCGAGAGCAAAGCACAGACGCUCUCCUUUGUGACGACCCCUGAGCCAUCGCCCUCCGGCCCAAGCUCCCCUUCACCAGAGGACCCAGAUACGACUGUAGUGAUUCCGCAGACCUUCCUGGCGCCGUCGCACCGAGGUUUCGUUUUAUCACGUCCCACAGGCUCGGCUGAUGCACUGGUAAUGCCUGAAGAUACGACGGAGCCUGUUGACGUGCGGAAAGAGGGCCCCAUCCCAGAGGCGUGGUCGUGUUCCCUUCCUGGUGGGAUGGCAUCGAUCGAAUAUUGGUGA
This is a messenger RNA of Cyclocybe aegerita, 1389 nucleotides long. NCBI's taxonomy places the organism in Eukaryota, Fungi, Basidiomycota, Agaricomycetes, Agaricales, Hemipholiotaceae. The record is from the annotation of a GenBank genome assembly.